Mugil cephalus (flathead mullet) is the source of this 1865-nucleotide messenger RNA. It is a transcript of the gene tmbim6, whose product is annotated as testis enhanced gene transcript (BAX inhibitor 1). Gene Ontology annotation, molecular function: enzyme binding. The record is from RefSeq and is a predicted model, not a curated record. The coding region runs from base 210 to 923 and encodes 237 amino acids. Gene Ontology annotation, biological process: negative regulation of endoribonuclease activity; cellular response to unfolded protein; negative regulation of apoptotic signaling pathway. The transcript is spliced from 10 exons. NCBI's taxonomy places the organism in Eukaryota, Metazoa, Chordata, Actinopteri, Mugiliformes, Mugilidae. Gene Ontology annotation, cellular component: mitochondrial membrane.
CGCCAUAUUUUCGCUUUCACUCCGCGUAUCGCGACUACAAUCUUCUGGGCGUUUCCAUGGUGACAUCAGCAGGGUGCCGUGGGCUGACUGACACGUACUGUUUUGUUUAAAAAAAUCAAGCAGUAAAGCAGGACGGACGCAGGAAGGGAGUGAAACAGCUUGAAUCAGAGAGAGGAGACAUUGCCCAGAUCUCAGUUCCUGAUUUCACCAUGAACGUGUUUGACCGCAACAUCAACAUUGAUGCUCUCUUGAAGUUCUCUCAAAUAUCUCAUUCCACCCAGGUGCACUUGAAGAAUGUGUACUCCAGCUUGGCAGUUUGUAUGUUUGUGGCCGCGGCUGGCUCCUACGUCCAUGUUGUCACACGCCUUUUUCAGGGCGGAGUGCUGUCUGUGCUCGGCUCUCUGGGGCUGAUGUUCUGGCUCGCCAUGACACCCCACAACCCGGCCACAGAGAAGAAGAGACUGGCAAUCCUCGCUGGAUUUGCUUUCCUCACAGGCGUUGGACUUGGCCCCACUCUGGACUUUGUGAUCUCUGUCAAUCCGAGCAUCAUCGUGACAGCUUUCAUGGGAACCUCCAUGAUUUUCAUUUGCUUCACUCUCAGCGCCCUUUAUGCCAAACGCAGGAGCUACCUGUUCCUUGGAGGCACUCUGAUGUCUGGCCUUUCCCUCCUCUUCCUCAUGUCUGUGAUGAACAUGUUCUUUGGAUCCAUGUUGCUGUUUAAGGCGCACAUGUAUCUCGGACUGGUCAUCAUGUGCGGCUUCGUCUUGUUUGACACUCAGCUCAUCAUUGAGAAAGCAGAAAACGGAGAUAAGGACUACGUCUGGCACUGUGUGGACUUGUUCCUCGAUUUCAUCACCAUCUUCAGGAAACUGAUGGUCAUCCUUGCCAUGAACGAUAAGGAGAAGAAGAAGGAAAAGAAGUAAACAAUGUUUGAGUAGCAGGAAAUAUAACAAUCAUUCAAAAAAGGCACAAUUUGCAAUGCACUUGGUGCUUUUCACUUUCUGUCUUCAUUUUCUCAAAUUAACUCCUAUGUGGUCUUAUAUUAUUGAAACUCUUUGAUUUAUUUGAAAACUUACAAUAAGGGUUGAAUGUAAGUUUAUGGCACAGUAAUGCUAGUCCCACCAAGGCUGAGACUGGAAAAUAACGCUGCAGUGAUCACCGUUGGCCUGUAGAGGGGAGCGUUGUCCUAUGAAGGCUCCCAGCCGCUGAGCAGCAGAUAAGACGAUUUUCAUAUUACUGUUAUUUAGUGCCAUAAAUUGAUGACAGGAUAGACUCCUUUUAGUGGAUCACGUGAGCUUCUGAGACUGCUUGUUUUCUUUUGUGUGAUUUCACCUGUUGAUUUGCUUAUUUAUAGUUUUCCUCUUUAGCAGAGUGUCACAAGAUAUUGUGUCCCAUGAUUUUGACAACAGAUCCUCCUUUCAGAAAGUUCCCUCUUAAUUGUUCUGUUUUCCACAAGUUUUGUUUUGAAUAAUCUGAAUUGUGAAGCCUGGUAACAAAAACCAAACCCCAAAAGCCUGUUGGACUCGUGAUGAUCGCCACAACACUCGAGCGGACUUGCAGCCACUCGUUGGCCUGGAUUUGGGAUUUUGGACUGGUGGAGGAGGAAGAGCUGGUGCCAUCUGUCCAUUUAUUUUUCUGCGGAUGGCAAAGACAGGCAAAUUAUUCCAACCGCUCCCUUUGUAAAUCUCUCUAAAUAUCUGUUGUCUAGAAGGUAGUUUGCCAAAUAAUGUCAUGUUAACCUAAAAAUUUGGCUCUCAGUGCAGUUUUCUUUUUUUGGAAGUGUAUACUGUGAAGAAUUUAUUUUAUUGAUGUAAAACUGAAACUAAUAAUUUGAUACAUUUGCUCAAAUAAAUGUGUUGAACGUA